Messenger RNA from Prunus armeniaca (apricot), 1803 nucleotides. Lineage: Eukaryota; Viridiplantae; Streptophyta; Magnoliopsida; Rosales; Rosaceae. The record is from the annotation of a GenBank genome assembly.
AUGUCUAGUCCCAAUCAACAGGAGAAGGAUCGAGCUGCAACAAUCCGAUCCAUUACAAAAAGAUUGUUGAUAUAUUGGGAGGAAAAGAAGCUCUUCAUGCAGGAUCCAGCCAUCAAUAUGGCAGAAUUCACCCAUGAGAGCACGGAAGACCAAGAGGAAGAAGAAUUACAGGAGGAAGUGUUAGAUUUUGCGCCAGCAGCACUGGAUGACUCUUUGCCAGAAAUGGAAGAUCCUUUACAGGAAAUAAACUUAGGGACAGAAGAGGAUCCAAGACCUAGUGUAGACAGGGAAUUAGUAGAGCACAAGCUGCCAAUCAAAGAGGGAUACCUUCCAGUCAAACAGGCCAGAAGAAGAAUGUCCAUGGACACAGAACUAAAGGUCAAGGAAGAAGUAGAAAGGUUGCUCAAGGCAGGAUUCAUCAGGCCAGCCAUCUAUGCUGAUUGGCUAGCUAAUAUUGUACCAGUUCUGAAAAGAAAAACUGGGGCAGUCAGAAUCUUUGUGGAUUACAGAAAUCUAAAUGAAGCUUCUCCAAAGGAUGAGUACCCUAUGCCAAAUGGCAGACAUGCUAGUUACAAUCAGAUCAUGGUGGCAGAAGGAGACAUCCAAAAGACAGCCUUCAUGUGUCCAGGACAUAUAGGUGCUUUUGAGUACACUGUAAUGCCUUUUGGUUUAAGAAAUGCAGGAGCUACUUAUCAAAGGGCAAUGAAUUCUGUCUUCCAUGAUAUGAUAAGGCAUUCUUUGGAAGUGUAUAUCGAUGAUGUGGUGAUUAAAUCCCCAGAAGAGGGAAACCACAUACCAAAUCUAAGGAGGGCAUUCCUAAGAAUGAGGCCGCACAAACUAAAGAUGAACCCAAAGAAAUGUGUUUUUGGAGUUCAAGCAGGAAAUUUCCUAGGAUUCUUGGUCCACCAGAGAGGCAUAGAAAUCGACAAGAACAAAGCAAAGUCCAUCAUAGAAGCUCUACCGCCUAGGAACAAGAAAGAAUUGCAGAGUCUUUUAGGAAAAAUUAAUUUUCUAAGGAGAUUCAUAUCCAAUUCUACAGGGAAGAUCCAGCCUUUCUCCUCUUUGUUAAGAUUGAAACAGGAACAAACCUUCAAGUGGGAAGAACAUCACCAACAAGCUUUUGAGGAAAUCAAGCAUUACCUCUCAAAUCCACCAAUUCUGUCCCCACCAAAGAGAGGCAGACCACUCAAGCUCUAUGUAUCUGCAUCAGAAGUAUCCAUUGGGAGUCUGUUGGUUCAAGAUAAUAAGGAAGGGAAGGAACAGGCAGUCUACUACCUGAGCAGAACUCUGACAGAGGUGGAAAGAAAAUAUUUUGCGAUUGAAAGACUUUGCCUAGCCUUGUACUUCACUGUUGUGAAACUCAGACACUACAUGCUGCCAUACACCAUCUACAUCAUUGCCAAAACAGAUCUAAUCAAAUACAUGCUAACAAGACCAAUGCUGAGAGGCAGAAUUGGAAAAUGGACCUUGGCCUUGACAGAAUUUGCCUUCAGAUAUGUUCCUCAGAAAGCUGUCAAAGGACAAGCUGUGGCAGACUUCCUAGCAGAUCAUCCUGGGGAGGAGAUUGAAAACAUGGACUCUUUGGACAUAGCAAAUGCAGAUCUAUUGACCAGAGCUCACACCUGCCUCAACAAUCCUAUCUAUUUAGUCCAUCUCACACCUUGGAAGCUAUACUUUGAUGGAUCAAAAACUGAUAUAUCUUUUGGGGCAGGAAUUGUUUUGGAAGAACCGCUUGGAAUCAGACACAGGUACUCUUUUCAAUUGGAUUUCCAGUGCACCAACGAGCAGAAUAUGAGGCUCUAA